Messenger RNA from Chlamydomonas reinhardtii, 1759 nucleotides. RefSeq lists its product as uncharacterized. Gene Ontology annotation, cellular component: transcription export complex 2. Bases 237 to 1469 code for a protein of 410 amino acids. The transcript has 11 exons. Gene Ontology annotation, molecular function: double-stranded DNA binding; RNA binding. The record is from RefSeq and is a predicted model, not a curated record. Lineage: Eukaryota; Viridiplantae; Chlorophyta; Chlorophyceae; Chlamydomonadales; Chlamydomonadaceae. Gene Ontology annotation, biological process: poly(A)+ mRNA export from nucleus; post-transcriptional tethering of RNA polymerase II gene DNA at nuclear periphery; transcription elongation by RNA polymerase II.
CUGUACUUAGGAACUAGGAUCGCCCUACUAAAGCUGUGAACGCUUGCAACGAAGGUCGUCGGCACGAAUUCCUGUGUAGAACCGGUUGGACAGUAUUGGCCGCCUUGCUGGCGUCUUUACAUGACACAAUACCUGUACAAGUAAGAGUCAUCUUAGACUGGGCGCAGGGCUCGGCGCCAUUUGUGCUGGCCAUCUCGCACCGGCCCUGCGCGGUGUGACGGCUGAGGAUUUAGCAAAUGGCACAGCUCUCCUCAUAUGCGAACGAGCUGGCGUCAGCCCUGCGGCGACGGGAAGGCCGCCAAGCCGCGGGCCUGCUGUCGCUGAGCUCCAACGCCGGCCUGGUGGCACGCAACCUAGCGGCGUCCGGGCGGCCGGUGCCCAGCAGCGGGCCGCUGGCGGCGCUACCCGAGGGCUGGCCGCCGCUGGUGUCCGCCUACCUGCGCUGCAUGGUGGCGCAGAACAACGGCGAGCGGGCAACCGCAUGCAAGGAGUACCGGGAGUAUGCAGACGGGCUAGCAUCCAUGCUUAAUGCAGACAAGGGCGUGGAGAGCGAGUGGAUGAUUCCCAUUGCCCUGGGGGCGGCCUCAGCGCUCAAGGUACUGAGCGAGCUGGCCGACGAGGAGCUCAACCGCAAAGGGCUCACAGCAAACAUGAUGUCGGAGUGCGCCAUCACGCUGCAAGCCUUCUUCCGCGGCCUGUCCACCAGCAAGUCCAGCCAGGUCAAGAAGGACGCCAGUGUGGCCAUCGUGUGCGUGAUGAUGAAGGUGUACUUCAAGCUGAACGCCAUCAAUAACUGCAAGCAGCCGCUGCAGCAGAUUGAGGUGGCGAGGCUGUUCGACAACGCCAAGCAGGCGCACAAGGUGACGCUCAGGUACUACACCGGGCGGCUGGCCGCCUAUGACGAGGACUUCCAAAAGGCGGACGAGCACCUGAGCUACGCCUUCGAGCACUGCCUCAGCGCCGCGCCCAACAACCUGCGCCGCGUGCUGCGCUACCUCAUACCCGUCAAGAUGCUGUUGGGCGUGCUGCCGCGUCCGCAGCUGCUGCAGCGGUACGGCCUGACCGAAUACGAGCCCAUCCGCCAGGCGGUUGCAGGCGGCGACCUGGCGCUGCUGCUCAAGACGUUGGAGGAGAACCAGGUCCGCUUCAUCCAGACGGGUGUGUUCCUGCUUCUGGACAAGCUGCAGCUGGUGGUGGUGCGGCGGCUGUUUCGCAAGUGCGCACUGGUGCACGCCGAGAUGAACCCGGCCAAGGCGCACCAGGUGCCGCUAGCGUUGUUGGAUGCAGCGCUGCAACAACAGGGCAUCGAGAAGGACCCGCUUGAGCUGCAGUGCCUCAUGGCCAACCUCAUCUUCCGCAAGUACGUCAAGGGCUACCUGGCGUACAAGAGCCGCGUGGUGGUGCUGGCCAAGACCGACGCCUUCCCACAGCUCAGCGCCGUGCAGCUCAGUGACCCGUUCACUGCGUAAAAGGGGUGGGCGCGUUGGUGUGUUGGGUUGUUGCGGUGGAACACGUGGCCUGCAGCUAGAAGAGCUUGGCCAUAGACUAGAUUCGGAUUGGAGUGUACCGGUGCGUUUUGAUGCGACCAUCGCUGCAAUUGGUUCGAGCGGGUUCCAUGGUAGCCGUGGCGCAGUCAGGAGUAAAAGCACGCUGUGCAGGCAAACCGUGGGAUGCAGGUGGAGUGCAACCCUAAGCUUCUAAAGCAGGCGAUAGCACACUAGGAUGGCGGCUGUAUACGCUGUUCACGUUGCCAUAUCGG